Messenger RNA from Linum tenue, 2531 nucleotides. The record is from the annotation of a GenBank genome assembly. NCBI's taxonomy places the organism in Eukaryota, Viridiplantae, Streptophyta, Magnoliopsida, Malpighiales, Linaceae.
CUAGUCUUCUUCUUCGUUCCUUUUCCUUCCAUGUUAUCCAUCAACAUAUCGAAGAAGUCUUUUCUCAACGGGCAACAAUCAAUCACAGAGUUUUGAGCUGUCACGGAAGCGAAGAGAAGCGUCUCAUUCGAAGUUAGAGAGAUUCUUCAAGUGGAAUAGUCGCAUUUCACACAAUGGGCCAUCCCACAAGACUCCCAGACUUCGACGACGGGAAUCACUUUCAUUGGAGCAAUCUCCAGCUGCUGGCCCCGCCACACUCCAAUUCAUUCAUCCUUAUCAUUCUUUUCAUGAUCAUGUUCAGAUUGGGCUUGUGUCAAGCAAGCACUGAGCUGGUAACCAGUGAUGUUUCAGAAGAGAAGGACUUGUUGGAGACUUACAUUGUCUUUGUAAACAGACCAAAACGAGCUAUUGUCAAUGCACAAGAACAACAAGAUCUAGAAAGAUGGUACCAGUCGUUUCUGCCAGCUGCCACAGUCUCAACAAGCUCAGCAUCCCACCAGCAGUCCUCGCGCCUUGUUCAUUCCUACCGGAGCAUUGUCACGGGCUUUGCUGCCAGAGUAACUGCCGCAGAAGCCAAAGACAUGGAAUUGAAACAAGGGUUUGUUUCAGCCUGGCCAGAGAGGAUGCUCCAAGUCCACACGACACAUACUCCUGCCUUCCUGGGCCUCCAUCAGAAUUCUGGGUUUUGGGACUACUCGAACUAUGGGGAGGGAGUGAUCAUAGGAGUCAUAGACACAGGUGUUGCUCCUGAUCACACUUCAUUUAAUGAUGAAGGAAUGCCUCCCCCACCUGCCAAAUGGAAAGGGAGAUGUGAAUUCAAUGCCUCAUUGUCAUGUAACAACAAGCUAAUCGGUGCUAGAAACUUCGUCCCGACAGCUAGUCAACCACUUGAUGAUAAUGGUCACGGGACGCAUACAUCAAGCACAGCUGCAGGGAGCCCUGUUGAAGGUGCUAGCUUCUAUGGUCAAGUCAAUGGGACGGCAGUAGGGAUGGCACCUAAGGCUCAUUUGGCUGUGUACAAAGCCUGCUUUGCAUCUGGUCAUUGCAGGGAGAGUGAUGUGCUAGCUGCAAUGGACACUGCAGUAGAGGACGGAGUUGAUGUUCUCUCUCUGUCUCUGGGUUAUGGAUCACUUCCUUUCCAUCAGGAUUCGGUGGCCAUUGGUGCAUUUGGGGCGAUUCAGAAGGGUGUUUUUGUAACUUGCUCGGCUGGGAAUUCAGGCCCAAGGCUUUCAUCGUUAUCCAAUGAAGCCCCUUGGAUUUUAACUGUGGGAGCCAGUACUGUUGACAGAAGUGUAAGAGCAACAGUAAGGCUAGGGAACAUGAAUACUGAGAUUCAUGGGGAGUCCUACUUCCAGCCUAAAGAUUUUGCUUCAACUAUGUUGCCUCUUUUUUAUGCCGGCAGUAACAGAAACGCAUCAUUUUGCCAGUCUGGGUCAUUAGAUGAGUUUGAUGUCAAGGGAAAGGUAGUGUUAUGUGACAACUAUGAAGAAUUUAAUGCAGUAGCACAAGGCCAAGCAGUGAAGGAUGCUGGUGGAGCUGCAAUGAUACUCGCCAGUGAUCCUUCUGAGGACUUAAUCCCCACACCAGAGUUCCAUGUUCUCCCAGCAUCACACAUAAGUUCUGCUGAUGGCAAUCUCACCAAAAGUUACAUCAACUCUUCUUCGUCAUCACCAUUGGCUACAAUAAUGUUCCAAGGAACUGUCCUUGGUUUGCCUUAUGCUCCCCAAGUUUCUCUCAGUUCCUCGAGAGGUCCUAGCUCGGCCAGCCCUGGCAUCUUGAAACCUGACAUCCUGGGGCCUGGAUAUAGAAUUCUAGCUGCUUGGCCAGAAUCCAUGGAUAACAAAAACAACACCAAAUCAACAUUUAAUGUAAUCUCAGGGACCUCUAUGGCUUGUCCUCAUCUUGCAGGAAUUGCUGCAUUGCUUAAAAGCUCACACCCUGAUUGGUCCCCUGCUGCCAUCAAAUCUGCAAUCAUGACCACUGCUGAUAGUGCUAAUCUUGCAGGUGAUCCAAUCACUGAUGUGCGAUUUGUCAAGGCUGAUCUUUUUGCUACUGGUUCUGGCCAAGUGAACCCUACAAAGGCCAACGAUCCAGGGUUUAUAUAUGAUAUUCAGCCUGAUGACUACAUCCGCUACUUAUGUGGACUUGGUUACAGUGACACAUUAGUGGAAAUUAUUGUGCAGCAUAAAGUGAGUUGCUCCCAGAAUUUGAGCAUACCUGAAGCACAACUAAACUACCCUUCAUUUUCCAUCACACUGAGCUCCACAACCCGUAGUUACACCAGGACAGUGACAAAUGUAGGAGCUGCCAACUCAUCCUAUAGGUCUGAAAUCCUUGGCCUGCAAGGAGUUUAUGUUAAGGUGACACCUGCUUCAAUUGUUUUCACUGAGGUGAACCAGAAGGCGAGCUAUUCAGUGACAUUCAGCAAAGAAGGAAGCUUCACAAGACCUUCAGCUCACGGGUAUCUCAGGUGGGUUUCCAAUGAUCACAAUGUUACAAGCCCUAUUGCUGUUAAGUUUGAGUUUCAGUAA